Aspergillus caelatus is the source of this 1140-nucleotide messenger RNA. RefSeq lists its product as uncharacterized. Bases 1 to 1140 code for a protein of 379 amino acids. The transcript has 6 exons. The record is from RefSeq and is a predicted model, not a curated record. NCBI's taxonomy places the organism in Eukaryota, Fungi, Ascomycota, Eurotiomycetes, Eurotiales, Aspergillaceae.
AUGGGCGUGUACGUCCCUCCGGGUUAUUCACCUCCUUUUCAGGUGGUAGAUGACUCCCAUCAUGGCGCUUGGAUAAUCAUCACCGGCGCUCUGGGACUAGUUGUCUCGCUAGUCAGUUUUCUGAUUCGUCUUUAUGUGCGACUGGUGCUUAGCCCGCCUUUCGCAUACGAUGACUUUGUCCUGUUAGGAGCGACGAUUUUUGCAGUUGUCCAAAGCUCGCUCUUAUUCUGCGCUGUGUCUCACGGAUUUGGAACAGCUAUUGAUCUACUACAGCACGACCAGGUGUAUAACAUUCAGACAUUAGUCACAAUCAGUGACAUUCUCUACCUAAUCACCAUCUACGUCUCCAAAUGCUGCGUAGUGGGCAUCCACCUCCGUCUCACACCCCAAAAACUACAUAACCGGAUCUCCUGGGCCACACUCGCCCUCUGUACAGCAUGGAUAAUCACAUCAGUAUUCAUCAUCGCCAUCAACUGCGAGCUAAAUAGACCCUGGAAAGGCGCCGGAGGACAAUGCGUGAACCUGCUAAAACGCUGGCAAUUCAUCGUCGCAAUGGACAUUCUAACUGAAAUCCUUCUCUUCGGACUUGCAGUCACCCUCCUAGCGGGUCUGUUCAUGCCCCUCAAGCGCAAACUACCUAUCGGCUUUGCCUUUUUCUUUCGCCUUCCACUCGUCAUCUUCUCCAUACUGCAUAUCUAUGCUUUGAAUCAAAAAAUCUCAUCACCAGAUCCUACUCUCGCUGUCGUCGAACCGAUAUUAUGGGCUCAGGUUGAGCUGAACUAUGCCCUCGUUGCAUGUAGCGUGUUUUGUCUUCGGCCGUUCAUGGCGGCUGUGAGUACGAACUACGGGACAGCAGGCGAUACGAAUUUGGAGAGUGGGUCUGCGUCGAGGACGCCGAAAGAUCAUUCUUCCUCGUCGAAAUCAGGGACUAGAGGUUUGCCUUCGGUGGUUGAUGGGAGGGAGAGAUGGCGUGUGUCGCGGCUGGGGAGCGAGGAGAGUGGUACACCGAAGGCUGGACCUAUUAAUUCAUCUAUUGAGCUUGUGGAGAGGGAUGGAUCGGUCCCUAUUGAAUGUAGUGGAGGGAGGAUGUUUAUUCGGAAGGAUGUACAAUAUACAAUUGAGUUCGAUAGAAGGAGUUAG